AUGGGUAUGUCCAUUUUCCUGUCGCUCGGCCUCUUUGCCCACAGAUUCGUUAACCUGUCCGCUAGACAUAAGCGCUCUGCUUCGGGAGCCCAGCGUGCCCACUACCGCAAAAAGAGAAAAUUCGAGCUCGGUCGUCAGCCCGCUAACACCAAGCUCGGAGCAAAGCGCAUCCAUACCGUCCGUGUCCGUGGUGGAAACCACAAGUACCGUGCCCUUCGUCUUGACACGGGCAACUUUGCUUGGGCUUCUGAGCAAGUCACGCGGAAGACCAGGAUCAUUGGUGUCACGUACAAUGCCUCGAAUAAUGAACUUGUGCGAACGAAUACCCUCGUCAAGAGUGCCAUUAUCCAGGUCGACGCGACGCCCUUUCGGCAGUGGUACGAAGCCCAUUACGCCCAACCUGUGACUAAGAAGGGAAAGUCUCAACCUGCCGCGGAGGAUGCGGAGCCUAAAAAAGUAUCUAACCACGUCAAGCGUGUAUUGGAAGAGAGGAAGAAGGGCAAGUUGCUUGCACAUGCGAAGAUUGAUCCUCUUUUGGAGUCUCAAUUUGCUGCUGGCCGUCUGUAUGCUGCCAUUUCUAGCCGACCGGGGCAGUCUGGCCGUGCUGACGGCUAUGUUUUGGAGGGUAGAGAACUCGAGUUUUACCUCAGGAAGAUUAGGACAGGCAAGCAGAAGCAUGCGCAUGCUGCUUAGAUUACUCUGGUCUAUCAUUCGCGUCUGCGAGGGAGGAUAACAUUGCGUGUUGUGAUAUCUUAUACUCCGUAUGCCGUGACCUACUGUAUGAAAUCUAUUUGCUUGCGCUAUGCUGUCACAAUACAAUAUGCUCGUUAUGGUGUGAAUGUAUUCUUUGAUACGGCUUCUGUAAGAAUGCGAUAC
This is a messenger RNA of Guyanagaster necrorhizus, 876 nucleotides long. RefSeq names its product 40S ribosomal protein S8. The coding region runs from base 1 to 693 and encodes 230 amino acids. Lineage: Eukaryota; Fungi; Basidiomycota; Agaricomycetes; Agaricales; Physalacriaceae. The record is from RefSeq and is a predicted model, not a curated record. Gene Ontology annotation, molecular function: structural constituent of ribosome. Gene Ontology annotation, cellular component: ribosome. Gene Ontology annotation, biological process: translation. The transcript has 6 exons.